This is a messenger RNA of Clonostachys rhizophaga, 918 nucleotides long. The record is from the annotation of a GenBank genome assembly. Lineage: Eukaryota; Fungi; Ascomycota; Sordariomycetes; Hypocreales; Bionectriaceae.
AUGCAGCUGCCAGCUCCGGCCCAGCUCCUGGCCUCGGUGGCUCCCGUAGAUUGGGAGCAGCUUGACAUACCGAUUCUCGCUCGCCCGUCCGAAGAAGAGAGGCGCCAUGAGAAGCUCUGCGAGUUUUCAAAGGGCAAGUCCACUCCUCUGACCAAGUCUGUCGGCCCCUUCAUCAGCCAAGGCCUGCUCCUCAAAUACGGAAUAGAGGUUCAUGAUCUUGACUUCGUCACCGGAAGGCCUUCUCAUGGAGGGAAGCAGGUCCUGAACCCAACCCCACCGUGCAAGAUCGAGAAGUGCCUCCGCUUGACACGGCCGUGGGAUGGAGGUGGAGACCUUGCUGACUUCAAGAACUGCUCGUGGAACUCCAACAUUGGCGAGGCUCAGCAUUUAUACCAAAUCAUCAGGCGCUACCUCACCACGUUGGGAUUUGAAGACGGGAAGCAGCCCAGUCUUCUGAGUAUGACCCCGUGGAAGCCAUUCAUGAACAAUUACGGACCACUCCGUCCGUCCAAGCGCGGCUGGGAAGCUCAGGACAUCUGGCGAUACACCAUGAAGAACGAGAAAAAUGAGGUUGUUGGUGAUCCAUCAGUCCCUCACAUGUUCUGUUUUGUUGCGAGUGAACCCAGCCUCGUCGAAGGCGAGGUUUCGAUAGGCGAGAUGACCACGAUCGUCUCGCUUCCGAUGAUCUAUGCCUCGCAUUACCGGCAUCUACCCCAUCAACCCGUUCCUGUUACACUUAUUUCGUGUUCGUGGCGAUCGUUCCGCGUAGUUCAGGGCAUUGUCGAUAUUGAUAAGUCUCACAUCGAGAUCCGCAUGACACCCAUCAUCAGCUUCGUGGAAGGGAUCAAGAGCAACUGGCUUGGGUUCCUCACCUUGCUGGGAUGGAUCAUCUCUAAUCCUGUUGGGCAGGCUGAGUGA